Molecule: messenger RNA, 2912 nt
Organism: Cygnus atratus (black swan)
Lineage: Eukaryota; Metazoa; Chordata; Aves; Anseriformes; Anatidae
Gene: MPPED2
Product: metallophosphoesterase domain containing 2
Exons: 11
Coding region: 733-1617 (294 amino acids)
Molecular function (GO): hydrolase activity
Source: RefSeq, a predicted model, not a curated record
GGUGCCUGACAAGCACGACGCGAGGCUCAGGGCUCAGGGGGUGGCGGGGAUGUCGGCUGGGACCUGUCCCGUUUGCCACCCAGGUGCCUUCCAUUGACUGCCUCUUUUGACAGGAGAGAAGGAAAACCAAAACAAUUGUGGUGAGCAAAAAGAACCAAAGAACCACAACAAGUGAAGAGACAACAAGAGGAACAGAGCUGGGAGAAAAUCACCGUACUUCUCUCCAUUCCUUCUCCAGAAGAACUCCAAGUUCCAUGAAUGAAGCAAAGAGACUUGUGAAAAUGUCACUAUAGUGUGUUGCACACGCUGAAUGGAAUGGAAAUGGAGUGAAGGGAAUUGUUCAGUCAGCCAUAGUCAGAUAUUUCUCAGGAAGAAGGGUCAAACGAAAGAAAAUGAUAAAACACAGGAUAGUAACGAAUCUGUCAGGCACUGCUAAGAAUUUCCUCGAAUUAGAAGAUGACAGCCAAGAAGUGAGACAUCUCAAUGGACACAUCAUUGUGACAGUGAGGGUGCUCCAAAGAGACACUGUGACUCUGCUUCUCUCAGCCACUGUCAAAGGCUAUGUGCAGAUCUGAAAGCACAACAGGGAUCAAUGGGAAUCCAAUGUGGACAAAAAGAGGUCUGUGCGUUGAUGAGGAGCUGCUGGGAUUCGGGAGCUGCCAGGAACACAAUGCCCUGCCCCGCUCUUGGCCUUGGGAAGCUGUGAAUUGCUCAUGUCCAUAAGGAGGAAGGAUGGCUCAUGGAAUUCCUUCACAAGGCAAAGUUACCAUAACAGUGGAUGAGUACAGCUCCAACCCAACGCAGGCGUUUACACACUACAACAUUAAUCAGAGCAGGUUCCAGCCUCCACAUGUGCAUAUGGUCGACCCUAUCCCCUAUGACACUCCAAAACCAGCGGGCCACACGCGAUUUGUCUGCGUCUCAGACACACACUCCAGAACAGAUGGCAUCCAGAUGCCUUAUGGGGACAUCCUUCUCCACACGGGCGAUUUCACCGAACUGGGACUGCCCUCAGAGGUUAAGAAGUUUAAUGACUGGUUAGGAAACCUGCCAUAUGAAUAUAAAAUAGUGAUUGCUGGGAAUCAUGAACUGACAUUUGAUAAGGAAUUCAUGGCAGACCUUGUUAAACAAGAUUACUACCGCUUUCCUUCUGUGUCCAAAUUGAAACCAGAGGACUUUGACAAUGUUCAGUCACUCCUGACAAAUAGUAUUUACUUACAAGAUUCAGAGGUAACGGUUAAAGGAUUCCGAAUAUACGGAGCCCCGUGGACACCGUGGUUUAAUGGAUGGGGCUUUAACCUACCCAGAGGUCAGUCUUUGCUAGACAAGUGGAACCUUAUCCCUGAGGGUAUUGAUAUACUAAUGACACAUGGACCUCCCCUUGGUUUUCGAGACUGGGUUCCAAAGGAGCUGCAGAGAGUUGGUUGUGUGGAACUGCUAAAUACAGUGCAGAGGCGAGUAAGGCCCAAACUCCACGUCUUUGGUGGAAUCCAUGAAGGUUAUGGCAUUAUGACAGACGGUUACACAACCUACAUCAAUGCUUCAACGUGUACAGUCAGCUUUCAACCAACCAAUCCUCCAAUUAUAUUUGACCUUCCAACCCCUCAAGGAUCAUGAAGCACUACUGCACAUUUGGAACUGGGGAAGGUCUAUAAACUGCCAUUUUCUAAUUACAAAACUUACAUUCUGUUACAUGUUUAUUUCAAAAUUACUGGUGGGGGGGAGCAUUUUGGGGGAGAGAAUUGUGGUUGUUUUUGUUUUGGGAUGGAUUUUUUUUGGUAAAUUGCUGGUACAAAAGAAAAAAAAGUUAGAGGGUUGUGCUUUUUGGAAAUGCAGCAUUCAUUUUAAAUUGAUAAAGCAUUGUGAAUUUGUAAAAUGAAUUUUGUUUUUCAAUAAAUUUGCCAUUGUAAAUUGUUAUAGUGUUCUCAAAAGGACAGCCAAGCUUUCUUUUAAGAAGUGAGAGACCUUAUUUUAAUAUUAUAUGAUAAGCUAAAAAAAUAGGCAGCAUUUAAAAACACCCAAAUUUGCACAACUUAUGUUACUGUCGGGGUUUUUUUAAGUGUCUUCUUUUUCCGUAGGCCUAAAUGUUAGCUUUUCAUCUCUCCAUUUAUAUCAAUUUUUUUUUUAGUAGCACAAACAAGAUUUUGGGGUCCAUUUGCCUCUUGAUAUGUGUGCACGUACUGAAACUUCUUUCUGUUGACAGUAGAAUGCAGCAAGGGGAGAAUAGACUUCUCAGUUGUUUGUCACUACCUGCUUUAUACGUUAAAGACUGGUAUAGAUAGCCACAGCCUGUACGUGGUAUCUACCUUUUAUUGUUUGUUUUUAAAUUAUUUUAGCUUUAAAAAACUGGGGGUGAAAGCUGCAAAGAGCAGGCAUUUCACGCAGUAAAAAAAAAAAAUGUAAAUGCGGACUCCUUUUAAAUAUGAAUUUAUAUAUAUAUAUGUAUUUUUUGUGCAUUAUAACUAAGCUAGGAUUUAAUAUUGCCAGUAUAGCAUCUGCAAAAUUAUGCUGUACAGCACAUCUAAAUUAUGAAGGAUGUGACACAUUUUCCAAGUGCUCAAGGCCUUCAAGAGCCUGAGUUAAAUCUUUGUCGUAGUUCAGGCAUGUAUAGAGUCAAAUGGAUACAAUCAAGCCUAACUAAAAUAAGGCUUAGUUGUCCUUUAUAUUUAAAUAUUCUUCUUGUCUUUUUAUUUUCUUUUUCUUAUUUUGCACUGUGUGUAAAUGCAAUCUUGCUAGCACAAAAUAUUGUUGCAGAUAGUUAUUUCUGUUCUACCACUGUAAAUGCUAUUGAGCUUUGUUCUGUUUUAUGUUACCUUGUUAAUGGAAUUUAGAAAAGCAGUUGUUUCUUUAAAUUUAUUGUGAUAUUAUAUCUAGCAGCCUUUAUAUGCAAAUAAAAUUGCAAGAUUUUUAAA